This is a messenger RNA of Dufourea novaeangliae, 4026 nucleotides long. RefSeq names its product neurofilament medium polypeptide-like. NCBI's taxonomy places the organism in Eukaryota, Metazoa, Arthropoda, Insecta, Hymenoptera, Halictidae. The record is from RefSeq and is a predicted model, not a curated record. The transcript has 4 exons. Bases 1 to 4026 code for a protein of 1341 amino acids.
AUGGCGAAUGUGGCAAACUUCAAUUUUUCACUGGGAAAUCUAACUGGCACAGGAGAAUGCGGGGUCCUGGAGUGCAAGAAAAAGUGGCUAGAGAAGGUGCCCAGCAGCGGGUCCAUCAAGUCCACGGACGUCGAGUGUCUGGAGAAGCUGCAGGAACUGGCCGAGGCGGAGCUGUGCAUGAAAAGACAGAUCGCUGAUUUAGAGGGUCGAGAGGAGGCUUAUAUGAGGACACUCCAGCAAGCGGACGAGCUCUGGUGCAAGUUGGAGGGCGACGCUGCCAGCACUGUGAGUGUCUUGCAAGAACAGCUGGAGAUGAAAACAGCGGCGAAUCAACAGAUGGCCGGUCGUAUCUGCGAGCUGGAGGACGAGCUGGAGAAGCUGAGAUCGAGGAUGGCUACCUGCAGGACUGAGCUGGAGAAGUACAUGAGCAUUGGAAAGAUCGAGGCUCUGAUUGGCAGGGACGAUGACUUCGCUGACGUCACUGACAAAGGAGCCACGGUUGGUGUAGUGACGCAGGACACCAUGAUGCUGGCUAAACCUGAGAUGGGCGAGGCUGGCCUGGGCAUACACCCUGAAGAUCUUGCGGUCGAAAGGGAGAAAUUGUUGGAAGCCAAGGAACUACUAGCACAGCUAGGUUCCUUGUCCGAGUUGGACGAUGAGGGAAGCUUUUGCUUCACGAACUUCGACUGCAACGACUUGGGGCUCACGGAAACAGGGCUGACCGAGGAGGAAAGGAUAGCUCUGGAGGAAAAUCGCGUUACCGCCAGGGAACUUCUGGAGAAAUAUGAUUUUCCGGGUGGGACGAGGACUGUGAAACAGGAGAGGAUAGAGUAUCGAAUGGCCGUGAAGACAAAGGUGUCCAAGGAAGUUACUGUACCUUCGACGAAAGAAGUGUCCAGUGUAUCGACGACAGAGGAGCUUGAGGAGGAAUUUCAGAGGGAAAUUCAGUAUGAGGGGAAGGUAACUGGGGAAGUGUACGAUACGGAGGUUGGGGAUGUAGCGCCUGCUGCAACGGACAAGGGAGAUGGCUUAGUGCCGCUGGAUGAACUGCUAUCGUGGCAGAACUAUGUGCAUUCAAUUCGAUUGAAAAUAGCGACAAAAAUUAAAAUGGAAGUUGAAAAGGAAGACAAAACGAAACUCGGGGAUGAAGCACCAAUAAAAACUGAAGCGGAAGACGAAAUGGGAGAAGUGAUCAAGUCAGAAGGUGAAGCGAUAUUUGAUCCUGAGAAACAUGUAAAGGCCGAAAUCAUAGAAGAUGAGGUGAAAGUGGAGGAGAAGGAGGAGAUGGCGACAUUAGCAGAAGACCUUGAAUUCCUUAAGAUCAAAAAAGAGGAAGAACUAGACUUCGAAACAGCGAUAACAGAACAUAAAGCACCAGUAUUAAGAUCACCUGAGGAGGUACUACAACAAGUUCCUGAAGAACAUACUCAAGUGACACCGGAGAAACCACUUCCGGCAGAUGAAGCUCUAAGAGAUUAUGAGAAAGUGGUACCUGCAGAGGUACGUCGACGAGAAGAUGAAGUAGAAGCACCAUAUACGGACGUCGAGGACUACAAGGAGGAAAUGCCAAGAGAAAUUCGUGAUAAAGAAGGUCCAACACUUGCUCCAAAAGUUACGGAUGAUUCAGUCAAAGCUGAACGAGUGGCAGUGAGUAAGGAGAAAAGAGUUGCUGAAAAGCAAAAGUUGAAGGUUGAAGAUGAAGAACUACCCAUGAAAGAAGAGAAGGCACGUGUGGAAAAAUUGCAGGAAGGAGCAACUGAAAAAGUUCAUGAACCAAAGACGGUAAAAGCAGAAGAAGGAGAAGUAACAGUAAAGAAAGAAAGAGCAGAGGUGACAAAAGAAAUGGAAGAAAAGAUUCCGGUACCGAAAGAAGAAAAAGCAGAGUUGACUAAAGAGAAAGAAGAAAAGAUUCUAGUACCAAAGAAAGAAAGAGCAGAGGUCACUGAAGAGGAAGACAAAGGGGCUCCAGUACCGAAAACAGAAAAAGUAGAGGUGAUUGAAGAAAAAGAAGAAAAGGCUCUCGUACCGAAAACAGAAAAAGUAGAGGUGAUUGAAAAAGGGGAAGGAAAGGCUCCAGUAGAGAAAAAAGAAAAAGCAGAGGUGCCUGAAGAAAAAGAAGAAAAGGUUCCAGCACCAAAAGAAGAAAAGGCGGAGGUACUAAGAGAAAGUGAAUCAAUUCCAAAAACAGAAGAAAAACGUCCAGAAAAGAAAGAAAUUGAAGACAUGCCGGAAGUGAAGGAUGCUAAGGAAAAACAGAAAGAAAAAGAAGUUGAGAAAGACGCAGAAACUCUAGUAGAGGCAGAUCCAGUCAAAGAUAAAGUAAAACUUGAAGAAGUGGAACCAGUUGGGGAGGAAGUUGAAGUAGAAAUUAUACCAGUAGAAGAAGAAGUUGAAGGAGAAAUUAUACCAGGAGAAGGAAAAGUUGAAGUAGAAAUUAUACCAGCAGAAGAAAAAGUUGAAGUAGAAAUUAUACCAGCAGAAGGAAAAGUUGAAGUAGAAAUUAUACCAGAAGAAGAAGAAGUAAAACUAAUACCAGUGGAAGACGCAGGGGAGGAUACAGUACAGAUAGUCCCAAUAGAAGAGGAGGUAGUACCCGUGAAAAAAGAAGUAAUAGUUCAUGUAGAACCACUAGAGGAAGAAAAAAUGGAUGUAGAUGUAGAAGAAACAAUAGAUCAGGAUGUACCAACAAUAGAGAAAGUAAAGGUGGAGGUAGAGGUAAUAGGAUUACCAAAAGAAGUAGAAGUGGAAAUUAAAAAAGAAGAAUUCGACGUCCCUGUAGAAAUGAAAGAAGAACCAGAGGAGUUGGAACUUGGUAUAGAAGAAGAAUGUAAACCACUCCUUCAACUGAAGAACAUCUCUCUUGUAAAUGUGAAGAAACCACUCCUUCAGGUAAAGAACUCUCUUGUAAAUGUGAAGAAACCACUCCUUCAAGUGAAGAACUCUCUUGUAAAUGUGAAGAAACCACUCCUUCAAGUGAAGAAGAACUCUCUUGUAAAUGUGAAGAAACCAGUCCUUCAGGUGAAGAAUUCCCUUGUAAAUGUGAAGAAACCAGUCCUUCAGGUGAAGAAUUCCCUUGAGGCAUCAAUGAAGAUGGAGAUCACCCAAACGGAGAUCACCCAAAUAGAAAUCAGUAAAACCACCAUCCAAGCGAUAACCCAAACGGUAGCCGACGUAGGUAUGCAAACGCAGCCAACUCCAAGAAUGGUUCCACGUCCCCGUCAGCCCAAGAUCGUCGUCGGCAAAAGCUUCGAUCCCGAACCGGAGAUCCUGGAGCGCCUGACUCGGUGGAAGAAGUCGCAAGAGACAUCAAGGAUCACGAGCACCGCGGCUACAUCUCAGACAGAGAAAUCAAGCAUCCUUCGAAUCCUGCAGGACCUGAAGUCCAGCGCAGUCUACUCGAAGUUCACAGCUGAAGAAGAACUGAGAUCGAUUCAUUAUGGCAAAAAGUUCGGUAACUUUGGAGUGAACGCACGAUGCGAUUGCUGUCUGUGUGGGAAAAUGGUGUCGGAUGUUGUGCCGGAUCAGAAGGUGCCAUUAGGGGGUCAGACAUCGUCCGUGAUGAAGCUCCUGCAGGCUUUGCCUCUAUUGGACAAGCAGGCACCUGGAAGUGACCAGGCGGUGCAGUACAAAUCCGUUUGCACGGAAUGCAGGACGUCGUGGCAUCAGCAGUCCACAGGGGCCAACGACCUAGCAAGACAGAAGCCAAAAGUCCCUCAGACCCAAACUCGCGAUCAGGAGGUAUAUGCUUGUGGGACACCCAGAAGGAGAACGCCUGUCUCCAAAAUUAAGCAGAGGUCCGAUCAAAGCUGCAUGGCGAAGAUCAAGGUUGAGAAGACAGUUCUGAGGCAACAGAUGCAGAAUGUCAAUCCGUGCAUAUAUCAGCAGGGGACUGAGGUUGAACCAAAGAAAGAGGACAAAGGGGAUAAAGCUGAGGAUAAGGACUCGAUAGACUGCAUCUGCACAACGGUGGAGAACGAUUCGACGGCAUCGAGGAAAGUGCGCUGCGCCUGCGGAGAUCCUGAUUGA